This is a messenger RNA of Rattus norvegicus (Norway rat), 5955 nucleotides long. It is a transcript of the gene Mrgpre, whose product is annotated as MAS related GPR family member E. NCBI's taxonomy places the organism in Eukaryota, Metazoa, Chordata, Mammalia, Rodentia, Muridae. The record is from RefSeq and is a predicted model, not a curated record. Gene Ontology annotation, cellular component: membrane; plasma membrane. Gene Ontology annotation, molecular function: G protein-coupled receptor activity. Gene Ontology annotation, biological process: adenylate cyclase-activating G protein-coupled receptor signaling pathway; G protein-coupled receptor signaling pathway.
UGUGGUUUUAUUUUCUAAGUUAAUCUACAUAAAGUUCUCCAAUACCAUCAAUCUUCUAAUUAUACUAUUUUUAUUUUAAUAAUUAAAAAAUUCUGGUCCAUUUUCUGGGGUUUUUAAGUUAUCUUUCAUGAUUUCCUGAGGUUUCCUUACUGGGGUUCCCCUGGUGAGCCCCUUUAAUGCCUCAUCCCAGGUGCUUGCCGGAGACCUCUUCUGGAGGCGUCUGGGAGUCAUGCCCCACUCAGGAGGGAUCCUUGACCUACACUGCCUGGUGCUAAAGUCAUCAUCGCUAUUGAGUUUCUGCUUUCUACGACAGACGGGGCAGUGCUUCUGGCUGGUAUCCUCCCUUAGAACUGGGAGUGUAAGUCCCCCAGAAGACGUCAGCCCAUGCUGUGCUCUCUGCAGGACUCACCGCUGCCACAGGACACUCCCACACUCGUUGACUUUUGCUUCACCCACAGUUCAUCAUGGCUGUUUUUACGACUAGCCCUGAGGCCACACACGCCACGGGCCGCUAGCAUUUCUCGAAACAGUUGCCAAGAAUCCUGUCACUCUGGUCAAAGCCCAUAGCACUGCCAGAUCCAGCCAAAUGGCAUGUUUGUGUGGGACUCCUGGGACAAUUCCAACACUAACAGGGAUAGUCAAGAGGCAAGAGCUGCAUGUCUCUGAAGAACACAAACGGGAAAGGGAACCCUAAGACAGUGCAAAAGUAGGGCCUGCAGGAAGUUCCCUUCUUCACACUGCAGGAGGCAGCAGCUUCUAGAAUCUUCCACGCACCCACCCCACUCCCACCCCCGUCCUGGGACUCAAAGGAGCUGCCAUUGGUCGAAUUCAUUCUAAGCCUUGAGGCCACACAGUCACACCUCGGGCUUCUGAGGAGGGCAGCCAGCCAGCUGGUAGCUGGUGUCUCUCAAAUGUCAAACAAGGGGCAGUUUUUCAAAUUUUACAAAGACCACAAACUAGAACCAACUGCUACCACCAGGCUGGGAGAAUUGCUGAGCAGUUUGGACUGCAACGAAAGCUAAAGCAAAAGAAAGAGAGGGUUCAAAACGCGAGGUGAGGCUACGAUGGAGUUCAGGUGGUAGACUGUUUGCCUGACUAAAGCCCUGGUUCCACCCCCGGAACCACAUAAGCAAGGUGUGGGGACAUAGACAUAACCCUGGUUUGUAAUUUCAGCACUCGGGUGAUGGAGUCAGGAGGAUCAGAGAUUCCUGGCCACAUCGAGAGUUCAAGGCCAAUCUGGGCUAAAGGAGACUUUCAUACAAACAAAACAGAAGAUGUGCCCACACAAGACAGGAUGGGACCCUUCUCCUCUCUAGCGCCCUCUGCUGGCACAGCCUCUCAAGGGUGGCCAGCCAAGCCAGCAGCACCCUGCAGAGAUGUAUAGAAUCCCAGCAGCAGAUAAGGCAGGUGGGAAUGGAGCUUGGAGACAUCCCAACAGGUGACACCCUCAGGACUCAGCUGCCAACAGUCAUCAGACACCAUGAUUUCCUGAGUGUGACUGUCACCCUGUGGUCAUGAAGGGAGAUGCCAGAACUUCAGGUUUGCAGCCCAGAUUUCUUAAGGGACACGGUCACUGUCAGAAACAUGUUCCAGCUUGGCUCCACAAGCAAUAGGGACACAGGCAUCAUUGCCAUGAGGACCAUUUGCACUUGGUGAAUGUUGGGUUCCUCUUGGGACUCUCCCAUACAUCUAAAGUUUCCCCCCAGCACUCAGGUGGAAAAGAGAGUUGCUAGGGCCCGCACUUCUGGAAAUCCUAAGCUAGGGCCUGUGCAUGCUCUUUCUUAUUAAACACCAGCUGUGACCAGCAACUCGUGGUUUUAAGAUGAUCAGAGAGCCCUGAAUUCUUAGGGUUCACCCAUGUGAAACUGUCUCUUGUCCCUCUCUCUGCUGCAGACUGUACACACACCAGCCAUCACCCUCUGCCUCAGCUACAACCUGGCCUCCCACUGCUCUGUUGCCUGGAAUUGCCAGGGCCAACAGCCUCCGCACUCUGCUCAUUAGAGACGGAGGGUCUCUAGGGCCUGGCACAUGAUGGCCCCUCUGUGUCAUCAGUAGACAGAAGUGGUCUCUAAAGGGCCCCUGGGUGUCUGAGUCUAGACAGGAGAGCCCGUGAGGUCAUUGCUGGGCGUGUCUGAGCUUCCCUGACUAUCCCGAUUUUCUCUGAGUCCCAGGCUUGCUCAGGAAGACUGGAGGAAGGAGCUGGCUGUCUCCUGCCAUUCAUACCUGAGCCGAAGUUGAACCCAGCUUGCGAACAAAGUCCCUAGAGAGGCUAUUUCCUGACCAGCCCUAGCCCCUCCAACACCAUGUGACACUGAGGAGCCUGCUGACGCGGAGUCUGAGCGCCCGCCUGCAUCUAUCUCAGCAGCUCCGGCAGCAGCUGGAGCCUCCGCCUGGCCAGGAAUUUCCUGGCCAGUUCCUCCAAGGUUCAGGGUGGAGCAGGGAGACGCAGAACGGCCUUCCCUGGGGUAUGCAGGACUGUGUUCUCCCUAGUCCUCAUUUCUAACUGGCACUGAGGCCCUUGGUAUACGGACAGGCCUCUUCAGGUACAGAGAUCAUCCAGGCCCUCCAGGGAAAGCACAGAGCAUGCAGUAUGAGCAAGCCCCUGGGACAACUGACAGAAACCUUUCUAUCUCACGCCUUGGAGAGGGAGGUUAGUUGCAGGGGCGUCUGGAGAAACUCGACACAGACUUCCGCAGACAUCAGCCACGAUGUCCCUGAGAGUGCACACGCAUUCUCCCAGCACCCAGGGAGACAUGGCAUUCAACCUGACCAUCCUGUCCCUCACUGAGCUCCUCAGCCUGGGUGGGCUGCUGGGCAACGGAGUGGCCCUCUGGCUGCUCAACCAGAACGUCUACAGGAAUCCCUUCUCCAUCUAUCUCUUGGAUGUGGCCUGCGCCGACCUCAUCUUCCUCUGCUGCCACAUGGUGGCCAUCAUCCCUGAGCUGCUGCAGGACCAGCUGAACUUCCCUGAAUUCGUCCAUAUCAGCCUGAUCAUGCUGCGGUUCUUUUGCUACAUUGUGGGCCUGAGCCUCCUGGUGGCCAUCAGCACGGAGCAGUGCCUGGCCACUCUCUUCCCCUCCGGGUACCUGUGCCGCCGCCCACGCUACCUGACCACCUGCGUGUGUGCAUUCAUCUGGGUGCUCUGCCUGCUACUGGACCUGCUGCUGAGCGGCGCCUGCACCCAGUUCUUCGGAGCACCCAGCUACCACCUGUGUGGGAUGCUGUGGCUGGUAGUGGCAGUUCUCCUGGCUGCCCUGUGCUGCACCAUGUGUGUGACCAGCCUGCUCCUGCUGCUGCGGGUGGAACGAGGUCCAGAGAGGCACCAGCCCCGGGGCUUCCCCACCCUGGUCCUGCUGGUCAUCCUGCUCUUCCUCUUCUGCGGCCUGCCCUUUGGCAUCUUCUGGCUGUCCAAGAACUUGUCCUGGCACACACCCCUCUACUUCUAUCACUUCAGCUUCUUCAUGGCCAGUGUGCACAGUGCGGCCAAGCCUGCCAUCUACUUUUUCUUAGGCAGCACACCUGGCCAGAGGUUUCAGGAACCCCUCCGGCUGGUGCUCCAGCGGGCACUGGGGGAUGAAGCUGAGCUGGGGGCUGUGAGAGAGGCUUCCCAAGGGGGACUUGUGGACAUGACUGUCUAAGACCAGUGGGUCACAAUUGCAGCCCCAGCCCAUGGGAACUGCCUGACGUAGGUAAAACCUGGGAUCAAAGCUCCAUCGGUAAGACAAUGGAGGGGCAUCUUUGCUGAUGACCCAGUCAUGUGUCCCCUGGGAGGAUUCUGGGAAUGGGCAGAUAGAGAGCGAUGUGUCCGUGGAGGGCCUGGGGGGGGGGGUGCAUGUUAGGCAGAGCUCCAGGACCACCUCAUGACAGCUGCUUCCACGGCCACCCAUCCCCCUAUUCCAUGGCUACAGUGAGGACACAGGGCAGGCAUGAGACAGGCUAGUCAUGGUGGUGGGCAACUGUCCCUCUACCACUAGCAUCCUCCUAGCUAGAGUGUGUGGUGACUUUUCUCGGCGUCCCAUGCUCCUUCCUUUGGUGAGGCAUAAAUGACACUGAAACUGGACAUUCAGUUAGGUACAGAGGAAUAAGUGGCUGAACUAUGGCAGCAGGCAUCCUCCUGACUCCACAUCACAGCCAGAGAGCAAAGCUGGCACAGGCCUGCCAUCCCAGCUGCUUCAGAGAUUGUAACCCCUGACUGGGCCAUAUCUGUAACUCUAGUUCCAGGGGAUCUGUCUCUCUCUUUUGGCUUCUGCAGGCACUGCAUGCAUGUGGUAUACGUACGUACAUACAUACAUACAUACAUACAUACAUACAUACAUACAUACAUACAUGUGUGUGAGUCCAAACGCAUGUGCUCUCUCUCACGCGCACGCAUACACACACACACACACACACACACACACACACACACACACACACACACACACACACUAAAAAUAAGCUUUAGAAGACCCACCUCAGGAAACCAAGCACAGAGGGAAAUGUGUAAAGGAGAGAGACCACUGGAGGAUAUAAACCUCGCACGAACACUUCAGGAAACCUAGUGGCUCUGGGAUCUGAAUCUCAAAGUGAGGUUCUCUGCAUGGGCAGCAAGCCCCUUCCAAUGCACCUCUACCUAGGAGGAGAGAGCCCACGGCUUCCGCACAUGGACAGUUCUCUCCUCAACCUCUUUCCUGGACAGAGCCUACCUACCUAGCAGGGGUUCUCUGAGGAAGCAGCCUGGCUGCAGGCCUCCUCAGGUGCCUGAGCUCCUGCCUAGUCAGGAGCACAGAGAUGAAUGGGACCCCAACCCCAAUCUAGGCAGGGGUGGCUUGGGAGCCCACUGACCCUGAAAGGAUUUGCCACCAUCCAUGUAUCAUCGCACUGACUCACCCCUUACCUUUCUACUUCCUCACUGAAUACAGUCAGUUGACUUACAACCGCAGUGUUUGGAGUUGUGUCCAGCAGCAAUUCCCAAGAGGAUUUUAUUACUUCAUCAGCACUCCAGACCCACAUUCAUGACAUACUUGUCUCCUUUGACAUCUGUGUGGAUGUAAUCCUGACUCGGACCAGGCCCACAGAUGGAGGGACACUUGGUCUCUGUCAUGAAUAAAAUUGUUCCUGAGACUGGACACGGACAUCAGAACCCGCCUGGCAUCCCAGAAUUGGCGACUCACUCCCCUACCCCACUCAGGUUGUGUUGGGAUGCACCCUGUGGUAUGGUGCCUUCAUCUCAAAAUCUCUGGCAAGUCUAAACUCGGGGAUGCCAGGAGACUAGGAGCUUGGGGUGCUGGUCCUCCUCUUCCUUUGCAUCCCCCACGAGGGCCUUUCCUCACCCACGCUGGAGCUUAGGAGCCAGUGUGGCUGUCUGUCUGCCUCCAGUACAGGAUUCCCAACUUCAGUUCCUCGGUUUGAGAACUGAGAGCAGGCAGGGAAGUAGCCUGUCCUCAAGUCCAAUUUUGACCUCUGGACACCCACUUCUCCCUGAGCCAGCCUUACCGGUGUCUACCCAACUGGACAUUAGCCCAGAGUCUCUGAGGUUCCGAGAACCCCGUGUCUGCUUGAGACAACCCGGAGCAUGGCACAGACCAUCUCUCUACUCCUAGUUUGCUUUAGCUGUCAACUUGACAGAGUCCAGAGUUGUCUGAGAGUCUUGGCUAGGGAGCUCUUUUGGUCAGGUUGGCCUGUGUGCAUUGUCUUGAUUGCUAAUACAUGUGUGAGAGCUCACUCCACUGUGAGCAGAACCACCCACAGGCACAUGGGCCUGGGCUUUAUAAAAAGCUAGCUAAGUAAGCAUGAGCCUAGGGGCAAGUCAGUAAAUGGCUUUCCUCCAUGCUUCCUGCUUCUGCUACUGCUUGAGUUUCUGCCCUGACUGCCCUCAGUCAUGGACAAUGACCUGGAAGUGCAAACCUGACCGUCUUCAGUGACGGACAGCAACCUGGAAGUGUAAACAAGCCAAAUAAAGCUUUUCCUCCCUGA